AACUACAGUUGUCCAUGUAGCUAGCUAAGAGAAAGGCUAGGCUAACUAAACGAUAGAGGAAGAUUGUGUUGAAGAUCUUAUCUUCCUUACAUCACCCGAUCCACAGAAGUCAUUGAGUCCAGAAUGACUUACAGGAGAGACAGGACUAUACGAGAGGCAUACGAUGACCGAUUUUUAGGGGAGAGACCCGCGGGUCCGUAUCCACGGGCAGCUGGAGCAGUGGAGAGGAGGGGCCCCUUUGGCAGGCCAGAGGACGACUACGGUCGCAGUGGGUAUGAGUACGAAGGAGGUCCACGCUUUUUCCCAAAUGGAGGAGGCCCACGAAGUUACCAUGAAGACCAGAGGGGCUACCAUAGUGACAGCCUUCAUUUCCCUGCUGAACGCAGAGCUGUUCCACCUUCAAGGAGGGAGGACUAUCCUUACAGAGGACCCAGGGAAGACCCACACACAGGACGGCCUUUGGAGUUUGGCACCCGUGCGCCACCUACUCAUAGUGUACGAAACCAGGGCAUCUACCCAGCGCCCCGAUCACUCCCAGAGAGCGGGGAAGACACACUAGUGCAAGCCAUCCUCAACCUGGACAGAGGGGAGGACAGAGACCACUACAGAAGAAAGGCAGCCCCGUUCCCUCCACUCAGAGACCGAUCCCCUGUGCGCCGUGAGGUUGCCCGCUCCCCCCACAGUCGCUCCGGCUCCAGUGUCAGCAGCAGAGGCUACUCACCAGACAGAGCCAAGAACCUGCCAUUUCCCUCCCAACAAGGCAAGAGUGUGGAUGGUCCAGAGGGCCACGCAGGUGUUUCUGAGCACCACUGGGGGGCGCUCUUUCCUCAACAGAGUGGACAUGACACUUUGGGGUAUGAAGAGACUUAUUCUCAGAGCAAGAUGACUGACAAAAUUCCUGGCCUGUCAAGAGAAGGCUCCCCACACAGUGCAACCUCAAACAAGGAGGAGAACCAUCCUCCAGAAGUAGAAAAGGAGGAGCCACUGGUGCCUCCAGCUGUGGAGGAGUGCCAGAAGUCGUCUAUAGACAACUUUCAAGAGCGACGUGCCCUGGCCAUCGCAGCCAAAGCUCAGGAGAUAGAGAAGGUGUACCGUCAGGACUGUGAGACAUUUGGCAUGGUGGUAAAGAUGCUGGUGGCUAAAGACGCCAACCUGGAGAAGCAACUGCAGGUUCCCCUCAGGGAGAACCUCGGGGAGAUCCGAGAACGCUGCCUUGAGGACCUCAAACACUUCAUCAGCGAGCUGGACGAGGCGGUUCGGCAGCCAGAGCCCUCCGUCUGUGACUCGACCACCCCAUCUACAGCCCUGACGGGUCAUAAACUUUCAAAGACAGGAGUCAAUCACAGCUCAUCUUACUGACACAUUGGCGUGAUCUUCUGUAUGCAAGACUGUGCAUGGUAGGAUUGACUGCGGAACAUGAUGGAUAUCUUGGAUACAUUUUGGAUUACUGGAUUGAACCUACGAACUCAACGUGGAGAGGAUGCAGUGGUGCAUUGUAUGUGGGAAUGAACAGUGUUAGUUUUUGAACAGACCAAUUAUACCUUCAAGUUGACUGUUGAAAGAUGUUAAUUAUAAAUAAAAGAUAAAAAGUUGUCCUCUGUCAAAUGUUGGUAAACAACUAAUUUUCCUUAUUUAAAAAGCGAACAGUCUCCCAUCAUUGUGGAAAUGGUUAACAUGCGUUUCAUUAUUUAACCUAUUUUGAUGAAAACGUGUUGAGAAUAGUCAGUUCUCCAGCAUGAUGACGCUUUUCCAGAAGAAAAGCCAGAAAAGGCAAGACGAUGUUUUCUUUUGUACUAUUUUCAGCUAUGUCGAAUAUUAUUUUGUAGCAGUCAGAUGUAUGACUUGGUGCUGCUAAAUUUACAGUUCUACAUUCUUGUAUAAAUGUGUACUGUCUAGAAAUGCCAGUUGCACAAUCUGAGAAGUCUCUGAAGGUUGUAGUAAACAUGAUUUCUGUUAA
This is a messenger RNA of Micropterus salmoides (largemouth bass), 1957 nucleotides long. RefSeq names its product periphilin 1 (gene pphln1). The coding region runs from base 124 to 1359 and encodes 411 amino acids. The transcript is spliced from 12 exons. NCBI's taxonomy places the organism in Eukaryota, Metazoa, Chordata, Actinopteri, Centrarchiformes, Centrarchidae. Gene Ontology annotation, cellular component: nucleoplasm. The record is from RefSeq and is a predicted model, not a curated record. Gene Ontology annotation, biological process: negative regulation of gene expression, epigenetic; protein localization to heterochromatin; negative regulation of DNA-templated transcription.